Messenger RNA from Amoebophrya sp. A25, 823 nucleotides. The record is from the annotation of a GenBank genome assembly. NCBI's taxonomy places the organism in Eukaryota, Dinophyceae, Syndiniales, Amoebophryaceae.
AUUCAAAGUCAUGGAACAAGUCCUUGGAUUUUUACGAUUUGGGUGGCGAUUCUUUAGCAGCUGUGAGAGUAUGCACGAAGCUUGCUGAGACGCUUAGCUCUGAAGGUAGUGACAUGAAGAAUGGCGGAAGCUGGUCUAAAGUAGAAGACAAACACGAAAGAGCAAGUCCUCUUGUAGGAGUUCAAGAAGGCAGACACUUGCAAGACACUGUCUUUGCUGUUGCGAACCUGCUAAGUCGUCCGCGAUUGAAGGAUUAUGCUGCGUUUCUAGCGGCACAUGUGGGGGAUUUUGAGUCGAGAUUGAAUAUUUUUAACGGCGCCGCAACGUCAGGUAAGCCUAAAGCUGAGUCUACUGCCGGUUCCGGCAGCACUUUUAAAAAGCCUGAGACCCGGAAGGCAAGUGAUGCCAGUAUCCAAAAGCCAUUUACCUCACCCGGAGCAGACGAUGCGGGACCACGACCCGCGUCACUUCGCCUUGCUGAGAGACUAAUAAAAAAGGUUCGGAUGGGACCGCAUGACCUUGCACAAAACCUUCUACGAUAUCUGCUCAGAAAAACGGCUUUACAAGACGACACAACGUCGAGUGACAUCAAGAAAGAUCGUGAAGAAUAUAAUCAGUACAGAAAAAUCCUCUUACGGCUAGCUAUUGGGCGUGGACAAAUAGCCUUUGCGAGAACGAUACACGAGGCAUCAUCUGUACUAGAUGAUCGCUCCACGUCCAUAAGAACAUCUCCUCAAAAGCCUCUCGUUGAUACUUCCGAUUUUCUCCGUCGAUUGUUGAUUCUCACUCUGCAGAGGAACCCUGGUUCUUUGGAGAUGCUAAG